AUGAAGAAGCAACCAAAGUACCCGGUGCGCUUCAUGCAGAUGAACCCGGAUCCAUCGAUGCAGCAGGCACGGCGAGGGCGCGAGAUGGACCGGCCGAGGGAGAUGACUGAUGCAGAAAGAUCGGACAUCAUUGACUUCUGCGAUGCGGCAGCAGAAUGGGGAUCCAUGCUUCCAAUUCCAGUGCAUGAAGCGGAACAGAUGGUCGAAUUGGCUGACCGGAGGAAGAUCGCAGAUGUCGACGAACCUUAUCGGCAGCAAUCGCGCUAUAGUAAUCGAGAGGAGUCGCACGGUCAAAGGCAGUCACGUUUCAGCGAAAGGGACGAGUUGCAAGAUCAGAGACAAUCGCAAUUCGCGCCGAAUGCCUUACCACGCGGUAUGGGAAGGCCAGUCUAUGAACCAAGGCAACCAGAACGCGAGGAUAUCUAUCGGCCACAUAACGCUGGAACGUGGCCUGGUGACGAGUACCUCAUUGCAGAAGAAGGGCAGCUUGCGGAAGACAGGCGACGGAGAAGUCGUGUGUCGUUUGCGAAUGAAGAUUCAUAUCUUGACGUAAGAGGCAUGCGCCGGUGA
This is a messenger RNA of Alternaria postmessia, 570 nucleotides long. RefSeq lists its product as uncharacterized. Lineage: Eukaryota; Fungi; Ascomycota; Dothideomycetes; Pleosporales; Pleosporaceae. The record is from RefSeq and is a predicted model, not a curated record. Bases 1 to 570 code for a protein of 189 amino acids. The transcript is spliced from 2 exons.